Messenger RNA from Ananas comosus (pineapple), 1699 nucleotides. Its product is annotated as ribosome-binding ATPase YchF. The transcript has 11 exons. The record is from RefSeq and is a predicted model, not a curated record. Gene Ontology annotation, cellular component: cytoplasm. Gene Ontology annotation, molecular function: GTP binding; ATP hydrolysis activity; ATP binding. Bases 109 to 1374 code for a protein of 421 amino acids. NCBI's taxonomy places the organism in Eukaryota, Viridiplantae, Streptophyta, Magnoliopsida, Poales, Bromeliaceae.
CGUGCGCCAUUUUCGAGCCUGUAAAGCCACACCCCUUUCCACGUCGCUCCCUCCGCCCUCUCCUCCUCUUCUUCUUCCUCGCCCGCUGCGGCCACCACAAGCACCUCGAUGGCCGUGGCUAGGGUUUUGGGAUCGACUCUUCUAGGGUUUAGUCGUGCCCCUUCCUCCGCCUCAUCCUCCUACUCGUCGUGCUCCUCCUCCCCUCUCCUCCUCCAAUGGCAAUGGCGCCGCCUCUUCUCCUCCUCCGCCUCGCGCCUCAGCAUGAGCCUCAAGGCCGGAAUCGUCGGCCUCCCCAACGUUGGCAAAUCCACUCUCUUCAACGCCGUCGUUGAGAAUGGGAAAGCGCAGGCCGCCAAUUUUCCAUUCUGUACGAUAGAGCCAAAUGUCGGCAUUGUUGGUGUGCCGGAUCCGCGUUUGAAUGUGCUUGCAGAGCUGAGUAAAUCGCAAAAAGUUGCUCCAGCAUCGAUCGAGUUCGUUGAUAUCGCCGGCCUUGUCAAAGGAGCCAGUCAAGGAGAGGGAUUAGGGAAUAAAUUUCUUUCACACAUCCGUGAAGUUGAUUCCAUACUCCAGGUAGUGCGCUGCUUUGAGGACAAUGACGUUGUUCAUGUGAAUGGGAAAGUUGAUCCAAAGUCAGAUAUUGAUGUCAUCAACUUAGAGCUGGUUUUCUCUGAUCUUGACCAGAUAGAGAAAAGGUUAGAGAAACUUAAAAAAGGAAAAGCAAAAGACUCCCAGUCAAAACUAAAGGAGGAAGCUGAGAGGUCAGCACUUGAAAAAAUUCAGAAGGCCCUAGUGGAUGGAAAACCUGCAAGAUCUGUUUCAUUGACGGAUCUUGAGAAAGAAUCUAUACGGCAUCUCUGUUUACUAACAAUGAAACCUGUGAUAUAUGUGGCUAAUGUGGCUGAGUCUGACCUUGCGGAACCUUCUAGUAAUCUUCACGUCAAGGAUGUGGAAAAUCUUGCAUCAGAGUUGCAAUCUGGGGUGGUUACAAUUUCAGCACAGGUUGAAGCAGAGCUGACUGAACUUCCCUUAAAUGAGAGAAUUGAGUACUUGAGGUCUCUUGGUGUUGAUGAAAGUGGACUGGGCAAUCUUAUAAGAGCGACGUAUAAUCUUUUGGGUUUGAGGACUUACUUUACAUCAGGAGAAAAGGAAACAAAAGCUUGGACGAUACUUGCUGGUAUGACGGCACCUCAAGCUGCAGGAGUUAUUCAUUCGGACUUUGAGAAAGGCUUCAUUCGAGCAGAGACUGUAUCCUAUGAUGAUUUUGUGGCAGCUGGUUCUCUUGCAGCAGCAAGGGAAAAAGGGCUAUUGCGAUCGGAGGGAAAAGAUUACGUUGUACAGGAGGGAGAUGUCAUGCUCUUCCGUUUCAACGUCUGAUAAUACCUUCAGUAAGUAACAUUUGCUCAUUUGUUCUUCAGGCAAUCUUGUGUGAAUUCCCACAUGGUCGCCCGCAUGAUUCAUAAACCAUAGAGUGAUGUGCUAUGCGAGACAAGUUGAACACUUGUUUUUGACAAGAGGAAGGACAAUACUUAUACUGUGGUGUUGUAUUCGUGAAAUAGAUAAGAUGAAUAGCUACAAACUCUUUGUGCCUUAAUCGGUAGCUUACGGGACACACAAUACUGUAUCUUAAAACAUUGGCUUAAAUAAUAACAUUGGCGGUUGCUGUUGCUUCAGGGCUAAUCUAUACUCUUUUAGUGAGUUA